ACCAAAACCCGGAGGAGAUUGCAUGUCAAAACAUGCCGCCUUGCUCUGCUUGGGUGGUUCAAGGAUGCACGAGAGUGGAGGGCUGAUGCCCCUUCCUGCAAACGUCCUAAUAGGGUCUCCGAGGGGUCCUCCCAUAUUGCACGGCCUCCCUCUUGGAAUGCUGAGCACUUCCACCUUUACCUUCUCAGAUGGUUUCUUCAAGUCCAGGAGAUGAAUCCUUCUUCUUUUCCAGAGCCUUAAUAUCUCCACUUCAGGAAGGAUGAGUAUUUUCUGUUACUGCACUGCCCGGAACUUCUUCCCCAGUGUCAGAAUCCUCACUGUGAAGAAAACCCUGUGUUUUGUAAGAAAAUGGAGGAAGGCACGUGCGACUCGAUUCACUCGUGUUAACGUUCAAAAUUGGUCUGAAUGCCGAACAGUGGCCAAGAUCCUAUUUGUAUGUUGGGGGAUUGAAAGGUUGUCACGGGAGACAAAGUGUGAAGGUGUAGCUAAUACAAUUGUCCGGACCAAUAUUGGUAGUCUUCUUAGUCAAGCCAGGCUUUCUUCAGUGGCUUUCCUUCAGGGUCUUGGAUUUGCCUUCUCUGCAAUGAUCCGAGGUUUCAUCUUGUUGUUGAAGUUUAGCCCUUUGAUCUGGUUUUAUCCUUUUACCUAUUUUUCUCCGAGCUUUGCCUCACUCUGGUUCCACCUGCUUCUUAAGAUUACAGAAUCCUCUGGUCCCACAUUCAUAAAAUUGGGACAGUGGGCAAGCACCAGACGGGACCUCUUUUCCGAAGAGUUUUGUGUGAAGUUCUCCAAGCUUCAUAUCAAAGUGAUUCCUCACUCUUGGGAUUACACCAAACACUCUUUGGAGAAAGCCUUUGGAGAAGUCUGGGAGAAGAUAUUCAUGUUUGAAAGCAGAGAACCUAUUGGAUCUGGUUGUGUGGCUCAAGUAUACAAAGCUUAUGUAGAUAAUUCCAUAUUGAGAGACCCAGUGCUGAGUGAACGUGCAAAGAUUUCUGUGUUUGAUGCUGCUUUGGAGGUGUGGAAGACCUCAGGUCUUAAAGGACUUUUAAGAUGGUUCUGGUGGAGGAAGCACAAAGAUGUUUUGGAAGGUGACCAUCAACCUCUUCACAAAUAUGAUUUCUAUGAAAGCGUUGCACAGAAUUCCAGUUCUGGAAGUCUAAGCCCACCCUUAUUUUCCAAGGAGAACCAUAUUUUCCCAGUAGCCAUUAAG
This is a messenger RNA of Protobothrops mucrosquamatus (brown spotted pit viper), 1210 nucleotides long. RefSeq lists its product as uncharacterized. Gene Ontology annotation, cellular component: mitochondrion. The annotation marks the transcript as partial. The record is from RefSeq and is a predicted model, not a curated record. NCBI's taxonomy places the organism in Eukaryota, Metazoa, Chordata, Lepidosauria, Squamata, Viperidae. The transcript has a single exon.